AAAAAAUUAUUAGGAAUAAGAAGGACAAUACUUCUUCAGUAACGUCAGACUUGCUCGAGUCCAGUGUUUGGCAAGGUUGGCUUAGUCUGGAUCCUCUAAUGUGGACCAUGCAGAACCGACCCAGCCUAUAAAUAAUACUGACACAUUUUUAGAGGAAAAGAACACUGAACCUGGACAAAACAAGAGGAGGCAUUGUGAAAUGAAGAGUGAUAUUGCAGCAAGAGACUUCCUCCUAAAAGUCAUGCUGUGGUUGCUGUUGUUGGCUCUGGUGUCACCGUUGACAGCAGUGGAGCCAUGCGGACCAGAGAUUGUAGCUCUCAAGCGCAGCAUAAGGAAACUGGAGAAUAAACUCUUGAUCGGGACUUGGCAGAUUGAGUACUUGCAAAUGCACAAAUACUUCCGGCCACUUCAACCUGAUGCGUCUAAUACUAAACCUGAAACUGAGUCAGCCCCUGAAGUAAACCACAACAGCAGUGGGACAUCUGCCAGCUCUGAUGUGGCGCUGAUUAAACCACUUCCACCUGCAGGCAACUUAAUUGUCCAUGACAAAGACUGUUCUGAGCUGUUUGACAGACUGAGACCACCAAGCGGUUUCUAUCGCAUCAGACCCAAGUUACAACAGGAGCCGUUUUUGGCUUACUGUGACAUGGAGGAUGGAGGCGGAUGGACAGUUUUUCAGAAACGCCGGCAUGGAAAAGUUGACUUCAACAGAGACUGGGUGGACUACAGAGAUGGAUUUGGUGACUUCAAACUGUGGAAUGAUGAGUUCUGGUUGGGGAAUGAGCACAUGUAUUCACUACUCUCAGAAGGUAAGAACCUGGUGAAGAUAGAUCUAAUGGACUGGGAUGGAAAGAAAAGUUAUGCAUUUUAUGAGAACUUCAGGAUCACUGAUGAGGCAGAUAAGUAUCGGCUCCAGUAUGGCCAGUAUAGUGGGCAGGCUGGAGAUGCUCUGACUGGUGGUGGAGGGAUGGUGGAGCAGUGGUCUGCUUGCCUCAGCGGCAUGCAGUUCAGCACCAGAGAUCAGGACAAUGACCGCUACAUCCAGGGCAGCUGUGCUCAGGAGAAUAAGGCAGGUUGGUGGUUCAACAGAUGUCAUGCAGCCAACCUAAAUGGGAAGUUCUACCGUAAUGGGAAGUACAAGGGCCAGCAUGAUAAUGGUGUGGUGUGGGGGACCUGGAAGGGCCUUUGGUAUUCCCUUCGACACACCACCAUGAAGGUGCGGCCGCUGGUUUUCUUGGACAUCGCGGGCAGUGGAGCAGGGGAAAAUUAAAAGCAUCCGACUUUAAAUUCCCUUGUGUGAUUCUGAAUGAAAAAAAAAACGAGUGCAAAGACUGAUGUCAUGUUUAAAAUCUUUGUAUUGGAACUUCUUCCUUUGUUUCAUCAUUUGAACCCAUUAUCAAAUGUUAAUAGUAGAGUAUCUUGUAUUUUCCAGUAAACACUACUUUCUAUGAAGUGUAUGAUAUUACUCAAACAAUAAAACAAACAGCAUCUCAGCCCCAGUGUCUCACAUUUGACUUAUUUACUUGC
Molecule: messenger RNA, 1527 nt
Organism: Centropristis striata (black sea bass)
Lineage: Eukaryota; Metazoa; Chordata; Actinopteri; Perciformes; Serranidae
Gene: fgl1b
Product: fibrinogen like 1B
Exons: 9
Coding region: 200-1270 (356 amino acids)
Source: RefSeq, a predicted model, not a curated record